GGGGCAUGGGCAGCGGGCGAGGGACUAUGAGCGGGUGCCUUCGGCAAGGGUCGCUUCCGGGGUUGGGUCACCCGGAAGCGGAAGAGGACAAGGGCUGUCUGCUGUCCGCCUGGCUGUCUGGGGGAGCGGCAGCGGCGGGAGGAGGAGGAGGCGGCGGCGGCUCCGGGGCCGGCCCCUCGCAGCUGGGGGCCCGCGCGCCGCUGGACUCCGCGUCGGCACGGCCGUUGUUCCCCGCCUCAGCCCGAACGGGGCGGAGAGUCAGGGGCCGCGGGCGGGCUAGAAUGGAAGAAUCUCACUUCAACUCCUCUCCGUAUUUCUGGCCUGCGGUGCCCACGGUCUCCGGACAGAUCGACAACAGUAUGUUCAUUAACAAGAUGAAGGAGCAGCUGUUACCCGCAGAGAAAGGAUGUGGCCUGGCUCCCCCCCACUACCCCACCCUGCUGACUGUCCCCGCCUCGGCAGCCCUGCCCACCAGUAUCUCCAUGGAGUCUGACACCAAGCCAGAACAGCUUACCCCGCACAGUCAAGCCUCCGUGACACAGAACAUCACUGUGGUGCCUGUGCAGUCCGCUGGGCUCAUGACAACAGGCCCCGGUCUGGUGAUCACGUCUCCCUCUGGGUCCUUGGUGACCACAGCCUCUUCCGUACAAACCUUCCCCAUCUCGGCACCCAUGAUUGUCUCGGCCCUCCCGCCCGGUUCCCAGGCGGCCCUCCAGGUCAUCCCUGACCUUUCCAAGAAGGGGGGUGCCGCCCUUUCUGAGGGAGGGGCGGCUGGCGCCGCCGGAGGCAUCACCCCCAAAGCACCCCGGGGUCGGAAAAAGAAGCGCCUGCAGGAGUCCGGCUUGCCGGAGAUGAGCGAUCCUUUUGUGCUGCCGAACGAGGAUGACGACGACCAGCACAAAGACGGGAAGACUUAUAGGUGCCGGAUGUGUUCCCUGACCUUCUACUCCAAGUCAGAGAUGCAGAUCCACUCCAAGUCCCACACCGAGGCCAAGCCCCACAAGUGCCCCCACUGCUCCAAGAGCUUUGCCAACAGCUCCUACCUGGCCCAGCACAUACGCAUCCACUCGGGGGCCAAACCCUACACCUGCAGCUACUGCCAGAAGGCCUUCCGCCAGCUCUCCCACCUGCAGCAGCACACGCGGAUCCACUCCAAGCUCCACACGGCGGUGGUCAAGCCCCACAAGUGCCCCCACUGCUCCAAGAGCUUCGCCAACACGUCCUACCUGGCCCAGCACCUCCGCAUCCACUCGGGGGUCAAGCCCUAUACGUGCCGCUACUGCCAGAAGGCCUUCCGCCAGCUCUCCCACCUGCAGCAGCACACACGGAUCCAUACUGGAGACCGACCCUACAAAUGCGUUCACCCGGGGUGUGAGAAGGCUUUCACGCAGCUCUCCAACCUUCAGUCUCACAGACGGCAACACAACAAAGACAAACCGUUCAAGUGCCACAAUUGCCACCGUGCGUACACAGAUGCCACCUCGCUGGAGGUCCAUCUGGCCACCCAUACAGUGAAGCACGCCAAGAUCUACAACUGCUCCAUGUGCAAUCGGGCCUACACCUCGGAGACGUACCUGAUGAAGCACAUGCGGAAGCACAACAUCCCCGAUCCCCAGCAGCAGGUGGCCCAGGUGCAGGCGCAGGUGCAGGCCCAGGUGCAAGCGCAGGUGCAAGCGCAGGUGAAAGCACCCCCGUCUCCCUUCUGGUACCUGAUGAGGAACGAGGGGAGGCUAACGGACGGGAGGGACUUCAACAUUGGCUGGUUGCUGAGUACCGAGGGCACGCAACAGGGAGACUCCUGAAGGGUGUCGAGUGGAGAAGAGUGGCUCUUUUUCCACCCCCCCUCUCUCCCUUCUUUGUGAGGGGGAGGAGGAAUUACCGCUCCAGGGCCACGCACCAGAUGUACCCAUUGCGCAGAACCACAGGGACAAGGAAAUGAGGGAUGUUGCCAGGGCUGGAGGUCUGCCUGGACUUGUGUCAGCUUUCUCUACCAUUGUGGAGGGCUGUGUUGGGGCUACCGCC
This is a messenger RNA of Euleptes europaea (tarantolino), 2022 nucleotides long. It is a transcript of the gene ZNF384, whose product is annotated as zinc finger protein 384. NCBI's taxonomy places the organism in Eukaryota, Metazoa, Chordata, Lepidosauria, Squamata, Sphaerodactylidae. Bases 6 to 1802 code for a protein of 598 amino acids. Gene Ontology annotation, cellular component: nucleus. The record is from RefSeq and is a predicted model, not a curated record. Gene Ontology annotation, biological process: regulation of transcription by RNA polymerase II. The transcript is spliced from 10 exons. Gene Ontology annotation, molecular function: RNA polymerase II cis-regulatory region sequence-specific DNA binding; DNA-binding transcription activator activity, RNA polymerase II-specific.